Messenger RNA from Suillus fuscotomentosus, 2640 nucleotides. RefSeq lists its product as uncharacterized. The coding region runs from base 1 to 2640 and encodes 879 amino acids. NCBI's taxonomy places the organism in Eukaryota, Fungi, Basidiomycota, Agaricomycetes, Boletales, Suillaceae. The transcript is spliced from 9 exons. The record is from RefSeq and is a predicted model, not a curated record.
AUGGGUGCAGUGAAGGUGCGCAAUCCUGCGGACUUUGAAAGACUGCGCAGUUGCAAAUCACUGACAGCCCAGGCAGGGCAGCACACGUCGAAGUCUACAAUGUUAUGUCCAAACUGCAAAUUGAGAGAGUUUCCGUCCAUUGAGUCACUUAUUAUGCACCUCAAUUCCCAAUCUACCUGCUGGCCACCUGAAGCACAACCACAAGAAUUACCUGUCCCUCCUGUAUUCCAUCAAAGUCCUGUUUCAAGUACCACUGGUGCUUGUCAUCAAGAUUCCAGAUAUGUCUUCGGCAUUGGUAAAAACAUGCUCGAUAGGUUGGAAGACAAUACAUAUGCGUACCGGCGAAAGAUCAACCAUUACUACCCUUUCCACGACGAAGGUGAAUGGGAAUUAGGGAAGUUCUUGGUCGAAAACCUCACUCAAACGCAAAUCACUAAGUUUUUGAAGUUGAAAUGGUUUAACGAUCACACAAGACCGUCUUUCACUACGAAGGAUAAACUCUUGGACUGGAUGGACUCGCUUCCUUGUUUUACGGAGUGGCAAGUCUCCAAAAUAGAGUUUUCAGGCUACAAGACCGUUUAUCCCAUCAAACUCAUUUGGCGCAAUGCAUUAGAUGUAGUCAAGCAACUCUUUAGUGACCCUAUCUUUGCGAACCACAUGAUGUUCGUCCCACACCACAUCGGUGUCGGUAAUCAGCGUGAAUAUGGAGAUUACAUGAGCGCUGAUAUGGCAUGGAAAAUCCAGGACCACCUGCCUAUUGGCGCAACCCAGGUUCCCAUCAUCUUGGGGUCCGAUAAAACUCCUGUCACGCGACUUACUGAAGGACUGGAGAUGCACCUGAUUUUCAUCACCAUCGGUAACAUCGAUUCAGAGGUUCGUUCUAAAGCAACAUUACGAGCUUGGCGCUGCAUUGCAUACAUGCCAAUCGUAAAGUUCCGUGUGCAUCCAGAUUAUCAGAGUAUUCUUCAGGCACGGCUAUGGCAUAAAUUCAUGGACCUCGUCUGUGCUAACCUCAAGGCCGCGGCAGCAGAGGGAUGUUUCAUGCCUGACCCUUUUAGAUUUAUCUGUUAUGUUUUCACGCCCCUUGUAGUUCAUGUAUGCGACCUGCCAGAGGCCACCAUGAUCGCUGCAACAGUUGAUCCCUGGGACCUCGACAAGUUCCAGAAAGUGGCCAAAGCUCUUAAUCUGUCUGGAGUUCACAUGCCUUACUGGCGCGAUUGGAUAUAUGCAUGCCCAUCCAUCUUCCUCGCUGGCAAAAUUCUACAUACCUGCUUCAAAUUUUUCGCUGAUCACCCGCUCAAAUGGGUGAAGGAGACUGUAGGAGCUUAUGAGCUUGAUACCCAUUACAUUGCUCAGCAUAAGCGGGUUGGCACACGCCACUUCGCCAAAGGGAUCACGCAUGUCAAGCAAAUGACGGGCCGUGAAUAUAGAGAUAUACAACGCACUAUCGUUGCAUCAAUCGCAGGUGCCGUUUCACCCAGAUUUAUUCGUGCAAUCUGCGGCCUUGUAGACUUCACAUAUCUUGCACAACACCCAGUUCAUUCACCCCAAUCACUCCAAGCCCUGACGCAGGCACUUUUGGAUUUUCACACCUUCAAGGAUGCUAUCAUUGCUGCAGAAGCGAGAAAGGGGAAGAAAGGCAUGAAAGAAGAUUUCUUUAUUCCAAAACUCGAGCUAAUGCAAAGUUUCGAGGGUACAAUCAGGAGGUUGGGCACGUUGAUGCAAUUCUCGGCUGAUACAACGGAGCAAUUGCUCAUAAUGCACUAUUUCACGGAGCAGUGCAUUCGUAUUCUUAAUCGUCAGGAGUCGAUGGAAAUAUUUGAUUUAUAUGCGUUGUUGACUUCUUGGGGAGCAUCACUGGUCAAUGCCAUCCACGCUGAAGAUGAGGAUUUCACAAUCACUAAUCCUGCACUUUCUUGGGUUUCCCGCAUACUCCCUGACGAGGUGAAGUCGGUUCAUGGUCCCAGACCAGUCCAUAACCACUUUCUCAAGGGCAUUCUUUCUGGAGAUGCGCUCACGGCUUUCCAACUGAAUGUUACCCCAGACUAUAAAUCACUGUCACCGGCUGAAAUACGCACGAAAUACACUCUCCCCGACUUUGAUCACAUGCUCACCGACUUUAUUCAUCGUUCAUCCCUGGCUAGCGACGAGCACACCUGCUGGGACCCCAAAUAUGGGCACUUCCAGGUGUGGAACAGGUUUCGGCUGCAGCUGCACUCGGCCUUCCAGCCACGGGUCAUCAUGCCAAGCAGGGUAGUACAAGCCUACCCACCGAGCAAUGAUUUCCCCUUGGGCAACUGUGAUACCAUUCUUAUCGAUGGCCCGGGCAUGGAUGGCAACAUAACUAGUUAUGUCACGCAACUGCCAUCGUACCUUUCCAACCCCCUUCUAUAUGUCCAGUAUUUCCAUUUUGUCUCUCAUCCUGAAGACCAUCCUGAACUCAUGAUGUGGACCGUGGAACGCGUGUACACUCAUGAUGCAAAUGAUGCAACACAUGCGGUUGAAUUGAUACCGGAGUAUGGUGAGGCGGUGGACAAGAGCAUGACCUCUGCAACAUGCUCGGAAAGCUAUGAGCAUUUCUUUCUGAAUAAUUUUGCGGACAAGGAGAGUUAUCAUGCAUUCAGUACUGAGUUUGUAUAG